Molecule: messenger RNA, 1044 nt
Organism: Cricetulus griseus (Chinese hamster)
Lineage: Eukaryota; Metazoa; Chordata; Mammalia; Rodentia; Cricetidae
Source: RefSeq, a predicted model, not a curated record
AUGAGCAGUAACGGAACAGACUUCACCACCGGCUACAUCUCCUCUGCUAUAGCAGUUCUCUUGUUUGGCUCCAACUUUAUACCACUGAAAAAAUAUGACACGGGUGAUGGGAUGUUCCUUCAGUGGGUGCUCUGUGCUGCCAUUUGGUUGGUUGCCUUGGUGAUCAACUUGAUACUACACUGCCCUAAAUUCUGGCCUUUUGCGAUGCUCGGUGGCUGCAUUUGGGCAACAGGGAACAUUGCUGUCGUCCCAAUUAUCAAAACCAUCGGUUUAGGACUUGGGAUCCUCAUCUGGGGAUCAUUUAAUACCUUAACUGGCUGGGCAAGCUCAAGGUUUGGCUGGUUUGGGAUGGAUGUGGAAGAAGUGUCAAACCCCAUGCUGAAUUACUUUGGAGCUGGGCUGUCAGUAGUAAGUGUCUUCACAUUUUUGUUCAUCAAAAGUGAAACUAAUACUCCAUGCAAUGUCGACAACACACCACUGAUGACAGAACCUGUGAUCAACACAACUGAAGACUUCCGUGCCGAGUCCACCUGGAUGGACAGACUUUCUACCAAGUACUCUCGCAUUGUGGGCUGCAGCCUUGCAGUGAUAUCUGGAAUCCUCUAUGGAUCUACAUUUGUGCCAAUCAUUUACAUUAAGGACCACAGCAAGAGAAAUGAGAGCAUAUACGCAGGCGCUAGUCAGUAUGAUUUAGACUAUGUUUUUGCACACUCCAGUGGCAUCUUUCUUACAAGUACUGUCUACUUUAUGGUCUAUUGUGUAGCCAUGAAAAAUAGGCCGAGGCUGUAUCCAGAGGCAGUCUUACCAGGCUUCCUGUCAGGGGUGCUGUGGGCCAUCGCCACCUGCUGCUGGUUCAUAGCCAACCACUCGCUGAGCGCCGUGAUCAGCUUCCCAAUCAUCACAGCUGGUCCUGGACUUAUCGCUGCGCUGUGGGGUAUCUUCAUUUUCAAGGAAAUACAGGGUCUCCGAAACUACUUACUGAUGUUUCUUGCCUUCUGUAUCAUCUUGACUGGGGUCCUGUGCACGGCUUUUUCCAAAAUCUAG